Volvox carteri f. nagariensis is the source of this 798-nucleotide messenger RNA. RefSeq lists its product as uncharacterized. Gene Ontology annotation, molecular function: serine-type endopeptidase activity. The transcript has 5 exons. The coding region runs from base 1 to 798 and encodes 265 amino acids. The record is from RefSeq and is a predicted model, not a curated record. NCBI's taxonomy places the organism in Eukaryota, Viridiplantae, Chlorophyta, Chlorophyceae, Chlamydomonadales, Volvocaceae.
AUGGCAGCAUCCAACACCAGAGGUUUCCUGUCUUUCAGGUACAAAUUAGCUAAGUUUCGGGACGCGGCAGAGGAGUUAGUCUUCUCCGUGUUUCAAGCGAACAAUCUGGGCGGUCGGCAGCCGGGCACCGACCGAUGGACUCCCCUCUCCCCGAGGUUGCCGACCCGUGGGUCGCUUCAUCACUCGGGAGAAGAGCAGGAGAAGAAGAACCCUACAGCAGGCGGGAGCCACAGUAGCGGCGGUAGCAACAGCGGCGGAGUCUUGGGUGUCGUACAAGCAGCGUACCGUCGCGCACGUGAGGUGUACGACGCUCCCCUGACGCAGCACAUGUACCUGACGGGUCCCGCCAUGGCUCCAACCCUCAACUGGCGAGGCGCCAAGGACGCCGCCGCCCGGGAACGGUUGGUGGUUCGAUUACUCCGCCGCCCGGGGCCCCACAACGUGCUGGUCGGCGAUGUGGUGGCCUUUCACUCGCCACUCGCACUGCCGGAAGAUGCUACUCAUGUGAUGGUCCGGCGGGUGGCUGCGGUGGAGGGCGACGAGAUGGUUUCCACCUCCCCCACGGAGACCCCCUUCAUCAUCCCCCCCGGACACUGUUGGGUGCUGGCGGAUAAUUCCGAGUUGCGGCCCGAGGCGGGAGAGGUCAUUGACUCCCGCUCGUACGGCCACAUCCCUUUUUCGGCGGUCAUCGGGAGGGUGGUGUACGCCGCCUCGUCGCGAGCGACCCACGGGCCGAUGAUGGUUCACCAAGUCCAAUUAGCGGUAAUGAUCUUUUUCCAGUUAAUGAAUCGGUACUAA